AGGUCACCGAACAGUUGCGAGUUCCCCAGGAAGGUUCCUUAAAUUACACAGGUACAGUGAACUCGCCUCCGUCAACCACACCGGACGAGACAAAAUUUUCAUCGGAAUUGACGAAAACCCCGGAUAAGACUGCUUAAUACCUGGAAUAGACUACUUAUCGGCUUAGACAAGACUACGGUCUAGACAAAUACCAGAAUGGACGACAUUCUUUUAGCAAGGCUUAGGCUCAUUAACGACAAACUCACAACGGACUUAGAAGUAAUUCCGGUUACUGUUAAUUUAGAAAAUUUAGCACAGGCUCAGAUUACCUACGCUAAAUUAGAAGCAUCACUGAAAAGACUUAACGGAGACCUGACGGAGUACUUUAGGCUGGCUUCGACGCCCGCAUCUGAUGAAAUCUGCUUGAUAAGUGGACUUCAACUUCAAGCAGAAGAGACUUUAGCUGAACUUAAGGUGAAGAUCGACCAAAUAUCUACAUCAAGCAAACCAUCAGAGAAGCUGACUGAAGCGAACUCCUCGUGCAGACUUCCUAAGCUUCAGCUGCCGGUGUAUAAUGGGGAUGUGCUGGCGUGGUAUGAAUUUUGGGAUGCCUUCAGAAGCAACAUCGAUGCAAGGAACCUGCCGGAUGUGGACAAGCUUUCGUAUCUUAAGACUUCAGUCACGGAAGAUGCCAAAAGAGCCAUUGACGGUCUAGCGACUACUAGCACCAACUAUGCUAUUGCGGUUUCAAUACUGAAGGAAAGGUUCGGGAAAACUUCACAUCUCAUAGAUGCGCAUUAUGCCACAUUAUAUAAAAUUAAGAUGGCCAAAGGCAAUGCGGAUGAUUGCAGAAGGACUUUCAACGAGAUUGAAAGGAACCUUAAGAUUUUAGAAUCACUAGGUGAGAACGUUAAUCAUAAUCACCUGCGCUUCAUGCUACUAGAGAAGUUUCCUGCUGAUCUAGUAUAUGAGAUAAAACUUAAAGUUAAGGAUGAUUCCAUUCAAGAACUGAGAAGCCAACUGGACAAAAUAAUCACUGCCAAGGAGGAUGCGGAGAGGUUAUAUACCUAAUGUCAAGAUGAAGAACUUACCCGAGUCAUAUACACUAGCAGACGACGGGUCGCUAAGCGGACCUGUACAGAUCUUGGUUGGAAACGAAUAUUACUGCAACAUAACUUACGA
This is a messenger RNA of Cydia fagiglandana, 1161 nucleotides long. RefSeq lists its product as uncharacterized. NCBI's taxonomy places the organism in Eukaryota, Metazoa, Arthropoda, Insecta, Lepidoptera, Tortricidae. The transcript is spliced from 3 exons. The record is from RefSeq and is a predicted model, not a curated record. The coding region runs from base 196 to 1050 and encodes 284 amino acids.